Oreochromis niloticus (Nile tilapia) is the source of this 7944-nucleotide messenger RNA. RefSeq names its product kirre like nephrin family adhesion molecule 1b (gene kirrel1b). Gene Ontology annotation, cellular component: cell-cell junction; plasma membrane. The record is from RefSeq and is a predicted model, not a curated record. NCBI's taxonomy places the organism in Eukaryota, Metazoa, Chordata, Actinopteri, Cichliformes, Cichlidae. Bases 367 to 2862 code for a protein of 831 amino acids. The transcript has 15 exons. Gene Ontology annotation, biological process: cell-cell adhesion. Gene Ontology annotation, molecular function: cell adhesion molecule binding.
GUAUGAAAGGAGGGGGGCACAGAGGAAGAGAGAGAGAGAGUAAGAGAAAAGAGGGAGAGAGGAAUUCAGUUCUAUUUAAAUGGGAAUCCAAAGCGCACAGAGGAAAAGGGACCAAGAGUGAGAAACAACAAAAAAAGUGGAGACAGGUUUCAUUUACGCACGGAAAAAAAACUGAGACAUAGUGUAAGAAAGAAAAGGGGAAUAGAAGAAAAGAGGAAUAGGAUUUUUUUUUCUCUAAAUGUGUGUUUUUGCACUCUCAUGACUCAAAGAGGAUUCCAGUUAAAUUCACCCGGUCGGGAGGAAUUGAUGGUGUCUUGUUGGGGAGGCAGAGCCGAGGGGAGGAAUCUGAAUGCGCUCGGCUGAACCAUGCCAGCUUUGUGGAUCAUAACUUUGGCGAUCACUUUAAACCAAGUGUGGUGUGUUCGUUUCUCCCAAGAGCCCGCGGACCAGUCAGUGGUGCUGGGAGAACGGGUGGUGCUGUCCUGUGUCGUCUUCAACUACAGCGGCAUCGUCCAGUGGACCAAGGAUGGCCUGGCACUCGGCAUUGGAGAGGGUCUUCGAGCGUGGCCCAGGUAUCGUAUCCUGCGUUCUCUUGACAUCGGCCAGUACAACUUGGAGAUCUCCAACGCCGAGCUUUCUGAUGACUCUCUCUACGAGUGUCAGGCCACAGAGGCCGCCUUGCGCUCCAGGAGGGCCAAGCUCAAUGUACUCAUCCCCCCUGAGGACCCAGUGGUCGAGGGAGCCCCCGAGCUCUUGCUGAUGGCUGGUACUUCACACAACCUGACCUGUGUGACUCGUGGGGCCAAGCCUGCAGCGCACAUCCAGUGGACCAAGAAUGGCCUUCCUGUGGAGGGGGCCUACCACUCCACGGAAGUGCUGCCAGACAGGAAAAGGGUUACGACCAGGAGCUACCUGCCCAUCACACCAGUCGACACGGACAGUGGCAGCAAUUUCACCUGUGUGGCCAGCAAUCCAGCUGUACCUAUGGGGAAACGAACCACCCUAACCCUCAAUGUUCACCACCCUCCCACUGUGACCCUGUCCAUCGAGCCUCGCUCUGUCCUUGAGGGAGAGAGGGUUACCUUUACCUGUCAGGCCACUGCCAACCCUCCUAUCAUGGGCUACAGGUGGGCUAAAGGUGGCGUGCUGCUGGAGGGAGCCAGAGAAAGCGUGUUUGUCACCACCGCAGAUCACUCGUUCUUCACCGAGCCCGUGUCCUGUCAGGUGUUUAACGCCGUGGGAAGCACUAACGUCAGCAUCCUUGUGGACGUGCACUUUGGCCCCAUACUGGUAGUGGAGCCCAGGCCGGUUACAGUGGAUGUGGAUGCAGACGUCACUCUGAACUGCAAGUGGUCUGGAAACCCUCCUCUCACCCUCACCUGGACUAAAAAGGGUUCCAGCAUGGUGCUAAGCAACAACAACCAACUGCAUCUGAAGUCAGUGAGCCAGGCUGAUGCAGGCCAGUAUGUCUGCAAGGCCAUCGUGCCUCGAAUUGGCGUGGGAGAGACCGAGGUUACGCUCACUGUCAACGGCCCCCCUAUCAUCUCCAGUGAUCCAGUUCAGUACGCUGUCAGAGGGGAGAGAGGGGAGAUCAAGUGUUACAUCGCCAGCACCCCUCCACCUGAUAAGAUUGUUUGGGCGUGGAAGGAAAACGUCUGGGAAAAAGAGAAAGGCACACUAAUGGAGAGGUACACAGUGGAGCAGAGUAAACCUCCAUCUCAAGGCGGGGCUGUUCUCUCCACCCUGACCAUCAACAAUGUCAUGGAGUCAGACUUCCACUCCCCGUACAACUGCACUGCCUGGAACUCCUUCGGACCUGGCACCAUGAUUAUCACACUGGAGGAGAAAGAUAUUGUUCCAGUGGGAAUUAUCGCUGGUGGCACGUUGGUCUCCUCCAUUCUGCUGCUUAUUUUUCUACUGCCGCUCGCCUUCUUCCUGUACCGCCAACGCAAAGGCAGUCGAAGGGGUGUCACCCUCGGUAAACCAGACAUCAAGGUAGAGACGGUGAACAAAGAGACCCACAGCCUGGAGGAGGAGGCGGCCAACGUCUCCACAGCAACCCGGAUGGUCAAGGCCAUGUACUCCUUUCUGCCCUCUGUUUCCCUCUCUCCCUCCACUCAGCCAUUCAAAGAUGACAUGGACCUGAAGCAGGACGUCAGAAGCGAGAGCGACACCCGGGAGGAGUACGAGCUCAAGGAUCCAACCAAUGGCUACUACAAUGUCCGUGCUACAACCCAUGAUGAGGCGCGCCCCCAGUCCCGGGUCGUCCACUACCAGGGAGAGUUUCGCUCUCCAAACCCAAGCAGCGGACCAGCAGGAGCCACUUCCAGUGGACCCUCUGCUUCUGCCAGCGGUGCAGUUCCCCCCAGUGCGGUGCCGGGCUCAAGAGCUGGCUGCUACGACCCUCGUCCACCUUCCAGGAUGUCCCAUUCUACUUAUGCCCAAUUCAACACAUUCUCCAGGGCAGCACAAAGCCAGCAAGCCCCUGCUAAUCCAGCUCUUCAGUCACCCGGAGAAUACCCUGGAGACUGCGGCCUGCUGGACAGCUCCACCCAACUGGCUUACGACAACUACGGAUACCCUUCCCAGUAUCCCAGCUACCGCAUGGGCUUUGCUCCACCCAUAGAGGAAGGGCCAGCCUAUGAGAUGUACCCAACGGGACAAGGGACAGGGCCAGGGCCAGGUCCAGGACCGGGACCAGGACCGGGACCGGGACCGGGGCCAGGACCAGGACCAGGACCAGGACCACAAAGUCCUGAAACAGGGCUGGGAAAGUAUGGAAGCUCCACUCGCUUCUCAUACUCAUCUCCACCCUCUGACUAUUCCCAGAGACACACACAACGGAUGCAGACUCAUGUGUGAGAAAGUGGUAUACAGGCUUUUGGAUUUGCUUUUUGCAGGAGCAGUACUUAUUACACAGAAACAUAAAAAAAAUCUUUGAAAUUUUCAAAAAAUGCCCUCAUAUCUAUACAUGAACACCUAAGAAUCUGUUUUCUGUUUUCAUCCUAACCACUGCAUGGUAUUUGGCUAAAUUUCUGAGUUGAUAAAACACCCAGCAGUUAGCAGCAUCGCAUAUCGUACGGUUCACAGCAAUACAUGCAACACAUGCACAGCGAUAUUCAUACACAUCUAAGAAGAUCUUCUGUCUGCAAUGUUUAUGCUCCAAUAAAAACAACAGCGAGAGCCACAAUCAAGAGAAAACAGACAAAAAGUCAAGAAGAGCACUAUGAAGACAUGAUGAAGAAGAGGAGCUUAGAGGAUGCCGAGUGAUCCUUUCUCUUCCAGCAAUUCUCAUCUUGCUCUUGGACCGUUUUCUUCCAUCACAUGGUCCUGCCGCCCCAUCUCUGUAAAUAACCGCACAUGGAGAUUAGGGUCAUUUUAAAGAUGUUUCCUUGUACAAAACUAUACAUUGUGAUGCAGUACAGUGACCUACAGCAAACCCCUCUGCUAGUCACAUGUUUUACAUUUAGUGACUCUAACAAAUUGCAGAACACACACGUGCAGACACACACACACAGAUCUCUACAAGCCUAUUUGUUUCUAUGUAUUGCAUCAAUGGGGCAGCUUGGACUAAUAGUAUAUGUGGCACUUUUUGACUCCCCUUUCCUCACUAAAACUCACCCAAUUGCCAUUCCUUACAAGAUCUACCUUGAUUUAAAUGGGACAAAGCUUCUUAAGGUGAGUGACCAGAGUGCCAAUGCUUAUGUGCCAACACAUACGAACUAUUAAGACGUGUCUUCUUUUUGUAAAGCGUGGACAAUGAGGUGCUCUGGAUGAUGAGAUUUUGUACAUGCCACAUCUAAGAUGACCGGAGCGGUAGCAAGCGUUUCUAUGCUCCUUCACCCCAUCUUUCAUUUUUAUCAUCAUGAUGCAUUUCUAUACAUUUCACUCAAGGUCAAUGCUAUAAAUGGUUUUUGUGAAAUGAGGUGGGAGUGCUUUUUCAUUAAAUGAAUUUCUGCAAUUUGUACAAAAAGAUACCUCCCCUAUCCUCAGUGUCAAAAACGUAUGUGUUUCUAUCACUUGCACAGUAGAAUAGAUUUUUUUCCCAUAUUUAUACGGACCGGUAUUGAAAAAAAAAACAAAAAAAUGGCAUUCAGAAACAUUUUAUAGUAUUUUUAUAAGGAGUUGUGGACCAAAGGUUCAGCGUUUUGGGUGACACUCACUUUUUAAUGUGUAUGUGGCAUCGUAUUGGAAACGUUCCUUUACAAAGAGAUGGAUGGUGUUUUUAAAGUGGAUGUUGUAGACUUAAAUUAGAAAAACAUGAAGAGCUUCACUUCAGAAUGAUGAAUAUCCGGCAAAGGCAAAUGUCUUUGAUGGAUAUCUUUGUUUGGUGUGAAGCUCUUUCUUUGACUUCCAGUCUUCUGACUGGACUGCCUUUUUCAAAUGUUGACGACAUUCAAUUGAAAUGGAUGGAGAAGAAGCAGCUGCUCAGUCUGAGCUGUGCUGUAAACUUUGCAAGCAAAGAGAAGGUUCAAACAUAUCAAAGUGAAAGUACAGAGGAUUCUAUCUAGCUCAUAUGGUACUUUGUACAUUUGAAGUAUGUAUAAGUAUGCUGGUUUCCUCACUGCAGCAGGAAUUUGGUGGUAUGUUAUGUCCGAGAUUUUUCCCAUUAUGUUGUGUCAGCUUUUGAUGCGUGUGAUUGACCUUUAACCCCUCCGGGUUAUGAUCAGCAUUUAAAAUGUUGCUCCUCUAAAGUAAUGUCACUGAAUAGCAAUUUGGCCAUUUGCAAUGAUUACCACACAGAAGUUGUUACAAUUUGCACACUUUGUUACUGAGAUUUGGUUGGAUUGCUUCACGGUAUAACUUCAAAACUUCACCUUCUGGUGACGUGUUUGUUGAUUAGAUGCAGCAGCAUCAGUCUUCACUAUAUACUGACCUUUAGCUUAUAAGGUUCAUCGGCUGAUCUCUAUUUUUAUUGCUCACAAAAUAUUAAGACAUUUUAGCAACUCUUGGGAAUUGUACCUUUUCCUAAGAGCACAUACUGUACUGUGUAUACUUUACUGGACAGACACAGUUAAGAGAGAGCAGAAGCAAUAAAGUUUCACCCACUUGUACCUUUAUUCUACAGCAGUUAAAAUCUGAGAACAGAUAAUAGUGGUGUUUUAAAAUAAGACCCCAGGCUGCAAAGGGAAGCCUGAAAUCUCAGCACCUCCAGAGGUAAUCAUUGAGUGUAUCAGCCGCCCUAUCAACCCCUCUCGGUAUAUUAUGGUAAUUGUGUGCUAAGGGGCUGUAAAAAAUGUAUUUAUUGCCUCUGUUUUGAAUAAACACAGAGAAAUGAAACCACAGACACACCGUUUCUGAUUAGAACAUCAGAUUGAACCUUGUAGCUCCAAGGUCACUAUAUAAACCUUUUCGUAGAAAAGAAUGGCAGAUGGAGCAGCCUUUUAAAUUUAUAUGGUUAUCACAGCCUUGGUAUUGCAUACUAUUACCUCUUUACAACCCUUUUACAGAGUUGUAGCUGCGCAGUAUUUUGCAUCUGACAUACAAUGUCGUUACGACCUUGUGUAGAAGGAGUACAUUUGACACAGAGGAGGUACUGAGGCCAACAAAUACAUGGCCAGGCCAUCCAGGUACUUAGAUUUUACCUCUUUACUGUUUACGGUUUGUUGACAGUGGGGACAUAUGAAUAUGUAAAAGACACCACAGAUGCCAAAAAUGCAGAACAUGUGUUUAGAUUUGGUUCAGCAACGAAAAGAUGUGUGAGUUGGAAGAGAAGAGGUGUUUACUCCACUGGGUUGUUAUUUUAUGUCCUUUUCCCCUUUUUUCCAUAUGUACCUCUCACUGCAAUGUGUACUGAUGCUCUUAUGUAGAAGGAGUACUCUACUCUCUCCCCUGUGUCAUAUUAAUUGCCACCUACAAGCUUCCAAAUUUAGAGGAUGAAUCUGUCUUUUCAUGGAAAAAAAUCAUCACAGCAUAGCUUUCUUCCGAGAUUACAACAUAUGGGGUCGGUAUAUCUAUCUUGCUUGCAUAAAUGUUUGUAUGUCGGGUGUCUUUUUUAGAGAAUAUAUAGCUUCAUGAGCUCAUGACAUUCAUCCAUUGUUAAAUUAUUCCAUAAUCAUGUUUCUUUUUAAGAAAAUCAGUAUUUUAAUUUUUUUUCUAUUACUUUAUAGUGAUCCAUCACCACUGUAGUUGAAAGCGUGCGUAUUAACUUUUAAAGACAGUACUUUAUUUUAUGUUGUAUGCAUCAGAUAGAGGGGUUCUAAUUAAUCAACCCAGUGAAAAGUGAGAAGGGUUUUGUGCAUCCGUGGCCAAAACGACUGCCCAGCCAGGCCACAAAUAGCCAAAAUUCUGCCUCAACUAGGCCAACGCAGGCUAGAUUCAGGCCAGACCAACAGCUAACUGCUCUGUUCCAUGCUGUGCUGUGCUGUGACAGGCCCGGCCAAGAGUGACUGAAGUGGCUCGGUGUCCAUUUUUACCUUUUGGAGUUUCCAGUGAGUGCCAAAAGACUGUGCAAAAAAUGAACUGAGCAGAAAAACAAAUGCAACAGCCAUUUGUGUUUAUUGUGUUUAUGUAAGCUCAUGUGUGACUGUGAGUGUGUGUGGGAGCGCGUGUGCGUGUGUUUUGGCUACAUGUAACCCAAGUGUGUUUUCAUGUCAUCUGAAAUAUGUGGGAACCACUGGGCUUUAAAAAUUAGGGUUUGACUGAUAUUUUCAGCAAAUAUAAUAGCGAUCAAACAGUCGUGUUGUCACCUGCUGGCAUGAUGGAGAUCACUCCUGACAACAGCUAGGCUACACAAAGAGAAUGUAAUAUUUAACAGUUAAAUGAAUAUUUGAAAAUAUUUUUUGAAACCCUACUACUGCAUAAUACUGUGUAUACUCUGUAAUCUAGUUUAUAUCAAACCUCAUCUGAGAUCAAAAUGGUACUGGUAUCCCAAGGUGAUGUGCAUUAGUUGUUUCAUUAACCUGUAAUGAUGUCGUCAUUUUAAUCACCAAUGGCAGAUUUAAAUUUGUCAGUCCAUGCGCAAAGUUCAAAUGAAAGUUAGUCCUAUGAGAAAUAAACCUUCUAUGUCAAAUGACAAUGACACAAAGGGACACAGAGCAGUAUAGUACAAAGCAAACAACUUUGGGUGAAGGAAGAAGUCAGUUUGUGUAGAAGUCUAUGGAGAAAUAGCCCCAACGCCUAUUAUCUAUGACUUCAAUUAACACUUUCCUGAUGAGUUUAUCGGCUCUGUCGAUCAUUCCAACUCUCACUGAACACAACAUGAUGUUCACUUUAUAAAUUAUGGUCUCAGAGUAGAGUAUGUUUUCUAAGGCAGGCCUUCCUUGUGAUUUUCAAGCUGCAGCAUCCUUCGAUUUUGCUGCCAGAUUCACUCCUCUUCAUGACGUCGGGACCCCAAGAAGUUGACUGAGGAAACACUCAAAGCUGUCAAAGCAAGUCACAGUUGAUAAACCCAUUUUCUAUAUGCAAUAUUUAAUGAAGAGCAGUGAAUGGAGCUCAUCAGCAACAAUAAUUGUCAACAUCUGCUUCUUGAUAAAAAAAACACCACAUUUUAUUCUAGUGUUCACUCAUAUAGUAUCAUUCAGAAUUAAAGUAAAACACAAAUAAAACUCUGUUAAUGUAUGUUGAUUGGCCAAUUAACGAUUUACAACAGGAAAGCCUAUUAUUACAACACACUUUUAAAGUACUGUUAAGUCAAAACAGAAAGGCGCACAACUUUGUUACAUUAGGUUGCAUAGAUUACAUUUUUAAAAGUGUAAAGGUGGAUGGUUGAUGCUAUUAGGGUAAUAUUAGCUGCUGUGACCUGAUCCAAACUCCUGUAACUGAAUUGAAUGGCCGAGAAUUCUGAGUGGUAUAGUAGUAUCAUUUAACCUCGCAUAAUGUGCCCUGUUAGAAUAGGAAGGGUUAAUCUUCAGGCUUGUUGCACUUUGAUUGGUGCUAAAAAUUUUAAGGACUCUAAACCACUUUAAAUGUGUAUUUUGACCUUCUUAAUACUUACAAGUUCCA